AUGGUCAUACUUCAACUUGUGGUGGUUUCGGCCUGUAUCAGCUUUGGCAGUGUCCAUAGUAUCGCAGUUGAUUUGAUAUCUGCUGUAGUUGCUAGUGCUGAUAUCAAGUGUGCAAAGGAGACACGACAACGCGUAGAUUGCUAUCCACCAAGUCCACAUUUUCCAGAGCCGACAGAAGAAUUGUGUCUUGCUCAAGGUUGUUGUUGGAAAAGUCUCGAGAAUGAAGGUAUUCCAUGUGCUUUUGCAAUGGAAGAAAGCUCUCACGUGAAUGCAAAGUGCCAAAACAUUGCCAAGUCGUCACGUUUAGCGUGUCGCAACCCACGAUUUGCAUCUUCUAAGGUAUUGGAAGACGCUGACACUUGUGAAUCAAUUGGCUGUUGCUAUGACGAUGGUGACUGUUUUCAGCCUCUAUCGGAUGGAUAUGAGCUACUAACAUUGGACAAGACAAGAAAUGGAUGGCGUGGGACGCUGGCAAUGCGUCAUGGAAGUCGUGGACCAUUUGGAAACGAUGUGCCUCUGCUAGAGCUACACGUAGUCCGGGAGUCGGCAAGUCAAGUUCGGAUCCGUAUCACUGACCCAGCGUUUCCACGAUACGAAGUACCAGAUCUACCUGUACGGCUUCAGAAAGAGAACGAAAGAAAUAUGGGGGAGGACGAAGUUGAUUACAAGGUUCACUUUACGCCAUGGCCGUUUGGAGUUGCAGUCACACGUCGACACUCUGGUGAGGUGCUGUUUAAUUCAACGCCUCCGGAAAACGCUAGUACCUUCAGUGGCUUGAUAUUUGAAAAUCAGUUCCUUGAGAUGUCAACCCAAUUGAUACCUGGUGAAGACGACGAAGAGCCUGUUUUGUAUGGACUUGGUGAACGACGAGGGAAAGCGCGUCUUUAUGCAGAUAAUGAAGGAGAUCUGUACCCGAUGUUUGCACGAGCGCCAAACGUAUCCGCUCCUGUGCAUGCUCGCAGUGGUGGUGACAAUCUUUACGGCGUACAUCCUUUCGUGAUGCAGCUGGAGGACGGUCAAUCAGGCAAUGCCCACGGUAUAUUUAUGCUGUCCUCGAACGCGAUGGAGGUCGUGGCGCGCAGCGAUGCCCUAACAUACCGGCUCACGGGUGGCGUUAUCGAUGUCUUUAUCUGUUCUGGUCCAACUCCACACGAUGUUAUUGAACAAUACACAGAUAUUGUUGGUCGUCCAGCUAUGCCUCCUUAUUGGGCCUUGGGCUAUCAUCUGGGCCGGCAUGGAGAAGCAGCUUCGGUUGAUGAUGCGAUGGACGUCGUUACGCGGCUCCGCACAGCUGGUGUCCCUAUGGAUGCGUACUGGCACGGUUUCGAGUACAUGGCAAAUGAUAGACGUGCGCUCUCGUUGGAUGAAAGAAAGCGUUUACAACGCGACAUGCGCGCGUUUAUUGACGACUUGCACUUUCACAGUCAGUAUGUGAUGUGUAUCCAGGUUCCGACUAUUUCUUUGUCAAACACGUCAAUGAACGGUGAGCAUGGUGAUGAAAUAGCAAGGUACAGUGCUGUGAUGAACGUAAAACCGAAUAUUCUUGCAUUGCAUGGUCGUGAUGGAAGAAACAAGAGUGAAGAUGCCGGAUACGGCGAUGACAAUGCUUCUGGCAAUGAGGCCGAUACGAAAAGUAGUAGCGAUCGAGAUGGCACUUAUGUGGACGACAACCACAGCGCUUCUGAUGGUCAAACGGAAAGUGACCGUGAUCAUCGCAGCAGCGACCAAGAAGGUGAAGGAGAAUGGGAUCCAAUUGCGCGCGGUCAAGAGCUUGAUGUUUUUGUAAAAGGGGUCAAUGGCGAGCGUUACGCGCAGAAAGCGUUCCAAUCUGGCUGGGCGGUGUUUGUAGACUUUUUUCACCCUGAAGCAUUGCGCUAUUGGCACGAGCAACUGGCUACCAUCCACAAGUAUGUUGUGCCUUUCGACGGUCUGUGGCUAGACAGAAACGAACCCAGCACUGCUUGUGACUGCACUUUGGCUGCCGAAGAUGACAUUUGUGCUCAUGUUUGCAGUGAGCGCCAUCAGACCAGAGCAGAGUCGCUGUAUGACAAUGGGGUCGAUGAUUUGCAAGAAUUUGCAUUUGGGGUUGAUGGCGGGUUUAUUCGUACACAAGACGUGAGUUUUCCGUUUGAUCCGUAUCGUCAACCAUUUGCUCCGGGGCAGAACAAUCCCAACAGUGGGGGACAUGGCAAUCUGAACUCUGCUACGCUACCAAUGGCGGCGCUUCAUCAUCUAUCACUCCAUUAUAACCUUCAUUCUCUGUAUGGCCAUGAGCACGCUCGCGCUACGCGACACGCUCUCGACGCCAUUGUUAAGAAACGCAGUGUGCUGCUUUCUCGCUCAACUUUCUCUGGAAGUGGUCGAUAUACUGGUCACUGGCUGAGCGAUGAUGCAGAAGCUUCCUGGGAACAACUGCGCUUGUCGAUUUCUGGGACAUUGCAGAUGAAUUUGUUGGGUGUUCCACUAACAGGACCGAACGUGUGCGGCUCUAGAGGACGAUCGUCGAGAGAGCUUUGCGUACGCUGGCAUCAAGCUGCGUCAUUUUUGCCACUAAUUCGCAACCAUGCCGAAAGUGACGUAGCCAAACAAACGCCUAGUGACUUCGAUGCCGAUGCCCUGAACAUUUUGCGGGCAACUCUUUUGAGACGCUAUCGGUACCUGCCGUAUAUGUAUACUCUUUUCUACAAGGCACAUCGUUCGGGCACUCCUGUGGCUCGACUGCUUUCGUUUGAAUUUCCAGAUGACAAGAACGCACGAAAUAUUGAAAAUCAGUAUUUACUAGGUCCGGCCCUGAUGAUAUCACCCGUCGUGCAUGAAGGCGCUAUCUCUACAGAGGUGUAUUUCCCUGCUGGUCAUUGGUACGAUGCUCAUAGUGGCAAAAUGACGUUGGAUCCUGCGGCUAGUGGUAAUCGACGUGUUAGUUUGUUGACCCCGUUGCCCAAGCUUCAAGUUCAUCUUCGUGGAGGUUAUAUUGUCCCAACGCAACAAUCUCUUACUACAACAGCUCUUUCUCGACGAGGAGCUUUCACGCUUCUCGCGGCGCUCGAUAAAACACAGGAAAAUGCAUCGGCGGCUGGAGAGCUUUAUAUUGAUGAUGGUGAUUCACUGCUGGCUGUGGAAGAUCACCGAUACUCAUUGGUAAGCUUUGACGUAUAUCAAAAUGCAAGCGAUACAAUUGAGUUUAAGAGCUCGGUUAAAUUUCACGGAUACGCUGGACCCGAGAUGCAUGCAGACCUCAAAGAAGUGCGCGUGUAUGGUGUGUAUGGAAAUGGUUUUGCAGCAAAUUCGUCAAUGGACGCAACACUUUUGUCACCGAAAGGAGGAUCUUCGCGUCAGCAUUCAGUGAAGGCCGACUACUUUGCGCAGUCAGACAUGCUGGUUCUGUCUCGUCUUGAUAUGUCAAUUGGUCAGGAAUUUCAUGUAAAGGUGGUGGCCCAACCUGCUGCGGCACCUGGACCCGGAAAGAAGGAGAAGUCGGUAGACGCCAACACUUCCGGUAAGCCUGAAAAGGAUGAAAAUGAGAAUGGCAACUCGACUAGUGGAUCUGGUACGGAAGGCAAAGGAUCGACAAAUACAUCUCAUGGAAAGAAGGGUUCCAAGUUUUCAAUCACUGGUAUUGUGGGUAUCGUCGUGGGCUGCGCUUUUUUGGCUGCGAUCAUCCUGGUCUUUCUAUUGCGCCGUCGUCGCCGAGGUUAUGAAACAAUAUAA
Molecule: messenger RNA, 3708 nt
Organism: Peronospora belbahrii
Lineage: Eukaryota; Oomycota; Peronosporomycetes; Peronosporales; Peronosporaceae
Source: the annotation of a GenBank genome assembly